AUGUCGCCCAAGGACUUCUCACUUGUCUCACCAAUCUUCUGCAUAACUCUUCCAAGGAACAUUGGCGUCGGAUUUGGCGUGAGCCAAAGUGCUAAGCGUGUACGCGGCGCGUCCCUUUAUCUCCUGUCGAAUUCUGUUCUCAGCUCCUCGAGCAAGACAGCAAUGGUGCUGUCGACGAUACCUAGGAAAUACACGUAUGCGCUGCUGGCAGGCAUCGCGUUGAUUGUGUUUCUGUUUGGCCACUACUCAUUCCAAAACCCCGCACACUCAAGCAUCAUCCCCCAAGCACCGUCACCAGCGUCCCCGACUACACAAGAUUCCAAACCUCCGCAAGAUCCCGAGCAAACACAAGAUCCUGAACCAACACAAGACUCCAAGCCAACACAAGACCCCGAUCCGAUACAAGACUCCGCGCCAAACAUCCCAGAGUCGCAAUCCCUUGCCGCGCAACCUUUCCCCCUAAAGAUUUGGCAGAGCUGGAAGGACGACGCAGAAGACCCAACAGACCGAACCAUCGGCUUCCCCCAUCAAUGGCGGGCAGUUAAUCCUACAUGGCGGUAUGAGCGUAUCACAGAUGCCAAUAAUGACGUCUAUGUUCGGGACCACUUCGAUCCGGCUAUCUGGGGUGUCUUUAAAAGCUUGAAGGAUCCAAUUCUCAAGGCUGACUUCUUGCGAUACCUCAUUCUGUUUGGGGAAGGCGGUGUAUGGGCCGAUAUUGAUGUCUUUCCGCUCCAGCCCGUUUCAAAAUGGAUUCCGGAAGAGUAUCAAGGCAAUGUAAGCCUGGUUAUUGGGAUCGAGAAUGACCACCACAAAGAGCCAAUUUGGCCCGGCUCUCCAUAUUCCGUUCAGCUGUGCCAAUACACCGUCCUAGCCAAGCCAGGACACCCGGCUCUUAAGGUCCUUGUCGACCAGGUGGCCGCAGACCUUGAGCAAUUGGUCAAAUCCAAGCAGCCGGGAGACGACACUACCUUUGAGGAGGUUAUGGCCACUACUGGACCGUUUGCCUUCACCAAAGUGAUGAUGGAUUACUUUACCAACAUGACGAGUGUGGAUCACACUGGUGAUGAGUUUGAUGACCUUCAAGAGCCCCGACUGAUUGGCGACGUGCUGGUUCUGCCCAAGGAUAGCUUUGGCUGGUUGCCACAAGAGCAUACACAUGAAAAGGGCGAUGCCAUGAUCCUUGUCGAGCACCUAUUUAUCGGGUCUUGGCGGGAUGGCCAUCCUGGCUGA
Messenger RNA from Ilyonectria robusta, 1230 nucleotides. RefSeq names its product nucleotide-diphospho-sugar transferase. The transcript is spliced from 3 exons. Gene Ontology annotation, molecular function: alpha-1,6-mannosyltransferase activity. Gene Ontology annotation, biological process: protein N-linked glycosylation. The record is from RefSeq and is a predicted model, not a curated record. Gene Ontology annotation, cellular component: mannan polymerase complex. Bases 1 to 1230 code for a protein of 409 amino acids. Lineage: Eukaryota; Fungi; Ascomycota; Sordariomycetes; Hypocreales; Nectriaceae.